This is a messenger RNA of Frankliniella occidentalis (western flower thrips), 444 nucleotides long. RefSeq lists its product as uncharacterized. The coding region runs from base 1 to 444 and encodes 147 amino acids. Lineage: Eukaryota; Metazoa; Arthropoda; Insecta; Thysanoptera; Thripidae. The record is from RefSeq and is a predicted model, not a curated record. The transcript is spliced from 3 exons.
AUGGAUGCACAGUUACUUGAGACCUUGCAAAUGUACCGGAUGUUUCAUAAAAUACACAAGUGCGGGGGUUUUGCCUAUCCGCUCUGCCCGGAAGGCACCAUAGCCACCUGGAAGGAGCCCCUGGAGGAGUCCCUGGAGGAGUCCCUGGAGGAGUCCCUGGAGGAGUCCCUAGAAAAGCUCCUUGAGGAGCGACCGGAGAAGCCCGUAGGGAAGGCCCUAGAAGAGUCUCUGGAAAAGCCCCUUAAGGAGUGCCAGAAGGAGUGCCUGGAGAGUUCCUUAGAGGAGGCCCUGAAGGAACCCUUGGAGGAGUCCCUGGGAGAGCCUCUUGAGGAGCACCUGCAGGAGUGCCUGAAGAGCCCUUGGAGGAGUCUUUACAAAAGCCCCUUGAGGAAGGAGCGCCUAGAGGAGCCCCUGGAGGAGCCCCUAGAGGAGCCCCUGGAGUAG